Morus notabilis is the source of this 2288-nucleotide messenger RNA. RefSeq names its product serine/threonine-protein kinase STY46. The coding region runs from base 303 to 1955 and encodes 550 amino acids. Gene Ontology annotation, molecular function: ATP binding; protein kinase activity. The transcript has 16 exons. The record is from RefSeq and is a predicted model, not a curated record. Lineage: Eukaryota; Viridiplantae; Streptophyta; Magnoliopsida; Rosales; Moraceae. Gene Ontology annotation, biological process: protein phosphorylation.
CAGUGGUGAGAAGACGAAAUCUCUCUCUCUCUCUCUCUCUCUCUCUCUCUCUCUCUCUUUCUCCCCCCUCUUCUUCUCCGUUACAGUAGUGAGAAGACGAAAUUACCCUCCGUUUUGUUGUCAAAUACCGAACGGCUCCUAGUUCGCCUCUGAUUCUACCAAGUUACCAACAGUCAAAGAUCCUCUCCCCUCUCUGAUCAACGAUUUUCUUUCCCUCUGCUCGCCAAAAUUUUCCCUCUCUUUCUCGCAUUUUCCCUUCUAUUUUCAUGGAAAACUCGGGAACAAGCUGACUGGAAAAGGAAAUGGAUUUGACCGAAGGCGUCGGAGAGAGCUCCUCGCCGCCGAGAAGCUUCGGGAGCUUCAACAACUACGAUGUGAGGAACGAUGUUUUCAAUCGCUUGGUCGAGACCGGCCACGAGGACGCGGUUAGCAAUCCUGAGUUUCGCGAGCAGUUGGACGCUCACUUCAAUCGCUUGCCGGCUAGUUAUGGACUUGAUGUUAACAUAGAUAGAGUGGAAGAUGUUUUGUUACAUCGAAAGCUUCUUGCAUUAGCAAGAGACCCAGAGAAGAGGCCUGUUUACCAUAUUCGUUUCUUGGAGAAUAUUUCUAGAACGGAUGGCAAUGACGAUCAGGACUUUACAAGUAUUCUUGCAACUCCAAGGCCAUCAUCUGAUGGAGCUAAUGACGAAGUUCUAUCACAUAAAAGAACCAGGAACCGUGCAAGUGACUUUGAACCUUGCUCUAAGCUUGAGGACCUAAAUUUAGAUGUCAGAAAGACUUCCAAGGACACAACAGAACAAUGUGCAAUGAAGAAGUUUUCCAGAAGGCAAGAAAGUAGUCAUGUUGCAGUUCAUGAAGUAAUAUUCUCUACCAUUGACAAGCCUAAGCUUCUUAGCCAGCUUUCUGCUUUGCUUUCUGAUAUAGGACUGAACAUCCGUGAAGCACAUGUCUUCUCAACAACUGAUGGUUAUUCCUUGGAUGUAUUUGUGGUGGACGGGUGGCCUGUUGAGGAUACAGAUGGUUUAUAUGAAGCUAUGGAAAAAGCAGUUGCUAGAAGUGAGGGUUCGUGGUCUAGAUCAUCACAUUCUCAUUCUGCUGUGGAGAAAUCUUUAGCAACACAAACGAAACUUGGAGACUGGGAAAUAGAUCGAAGAUUAUUGAAAAUAGGAGAGAGAAUUGCAUCCGGAUCUUGUGGAGACUUGUAUCAUGGCGUUUAUCUUGGGGAAGAUGUUGCAGUUAAGAUUCUCAGAUCUGAGCAUUUAAAUAAUGCUCUAGAGGAUGAGUUUGCCCAGGAAGUGGCAAUUUUGAGGGAGGUUCGGCAUAAAAAUGUUGUUCGUUUUAUCGGUGCUUGUACAAGGUUACCGCAUUUGUGCAUUGUAACAGAGUAUAUGCCCUGUGGAAGUCUAUAUGACUAUUUGCAUACGAAUCACAAUGUCUUGAAGCUCACACAGCUGCUGAAGUUUGCAAUUGAUGUCUGCAGAGGAAUGGAGUAUCUGCAUCAAAAUGACAUAAUACAUAGGGAUCUGAAGACAGCAAAUUUGCUUAUGGAUACUCAAAAUGUUGUUAAGGUGGCUGAUUUUGGCGUUGCUCGGUUCCAAAAUCAAGGGGGAGUAAUGACCGCUGAGACUGGAACGUAUAGAUGGAUGGCACCAGAGGUUAUAAACCAUCAACCAUACGAUCAAAAAGCAGAUGUAUUUAGUUUUGCUAUUGUACUCUGGGAGCUAGUGACGGGCAAGGUUCCAUAUGAAUCUAUGACUCCUCUGCAAGCUGCACUUGGAGUGAGGCAGGGAUUGCGCCCGGAUCUUCCUACUAAUGCACAUCCCAAAUUAUUAGAAUUGAUGCAGAAAUGUUGGGAUGGAACUCCUGGCAAUCGGCCUUCGUUCUCCGACGUAAGAACUGAACUUGAAAAUCUUCUAGAAGUUCAAGAAAACUCUGAAGCAGUAAACUGCACUUGAAACAUGUACACAAAACAUUCCCAUCGGCUCAUUUUUAAGCAUUCAGAUGAGGAUUUGUUUUCUCAUUUUUUUUUCUUCACACGGUUAUAGAGGCAUGUAAAACUGAGGGAAGUGCACUAAAAAUUGCAUAGUUCUGACACAGAAAUUAGGUGAGAGUGAUAAAUUGUUUUACUAGUGGCUCAAAACUGCAUUGAAAGCAGUAUCUUUUGGAGUGCGUUGUAAAUGAUUGUGGUGCUUUCAAGAAUGAGAUGUAUAAUAUGUAUUGACUAUACUAAUACAUUUUGAAGUGGGCGUAUGCUUUUCAUGUUUGCAAUUUUAAUAGCGUUGGACUAC